ACCAUGGUAACGGAAUCCAAAACAACAAUGGCUACCAGUGUCAAACCUACCAAAUGUGCUCUGCGGUACAGUCCCCCAACACUGGUUCUCUUUUAUACGGACCGGUCGACUGGGAAGAACAGACGCCGAUCAAUGCCACUGAGAGGUCUUAAAAGAAAUUCAAAUGUGUCAGAGUAUGUCACUGAACUAACUAAUAAUCCAAAACACAAGAAAUACCUAGCUGGUAUUAAGAGACAACAGCUUUUAUCACUCAUUGAAAAAGUCUGCAAAGCUCAACCUAUAAAGAAUAUCCCUAAUGGCAACAAGACACUGGAUGAAUCCUUAACCAGUCAACUGCAGGACUUGCCUAAGUUAUCUCUGUUGACAUCUCAGUCGCUAAAGAAGCCUCCUCCAUCUUCAUUAAAUAAGUCGCUUGAUGAUGAACUUGAUAGAAUUCUUAAUGGCGAUCUCAUAGAAUCAGAUGAUGAUGAUGAUGAUUUAGAAGAAGAUAAACUAAUUUCAAAGCCAGUCACUACUACAGCACCACCAGUCACUGCUACUAAACCAGCAGUCACUGUAUCUAAGGAAACUGCAUCAAAUGUUGUGUCUACUGCAGCAUCUACCCUAGCUACUGCUACUAAGCCAGUUACUACUCAUAAGGAUACCAGUAUUGCAUCAAUUGUUAUGUCUACCAAAUCUGUUACUACCUCCAGCGCUGCUCCUAAAUCUUCGGGUACUACUAGUGCUGCUUCUAAAUCUUUAACUACUACUACUAGUGUUGCUUCUAAAUCUUUAACUACUACUAGUGCUGCUUCUAAAUCUUUUACUACUACUACUACUGUUGCUGCUUCUACUGUGAGUGACAUUAAACCUUCAGCAAAAACAGCUUUAACCAGUGACCCAUUGACUCUAUCUCCUGUUAAGUCGUCAGUCGGGCAGUCCUUGCCUCCAUUGGGAUCCCUGCCUCCAUUAGUUCCUCCUGGUAAUGCAAAGCAAGCUAGUGCUGUGUUUCCUAGUGCUUUGGACUCCAAUCAAAGCCUUCCAACACCAAAGCAGCCAGCCAGUGGAGGGGCACAGCCUCCCACUGAUGAAUACAGUUUAAAGGAAGAACCAUUGAGUGAGCUGGAUGAGGAUCUGUCCCUCAGCAGUGAUGAUGAUGAUAAUGAUCCACUCAUGAAUUCUGAUCAGCUCAAAGCUGCUCUAGACAACAUGAAAGUGGUCAGCUCAGACGACGAAGAUUAUAACAAGCUCCCUGAUGAGAAAUACAAGAAGAUGAAGGAAGAAAUGGACAAGGAGUUUGAGCAGUUGCGCAGCAAACCGACCGACCCUGACUUUGUUUAUGACAAGGAGGAAGACUAUGGUAAACCGGUAAUGGAGAGUGGAUGGGAUACCCAGAGCUCAUCAUCAUCAUCAGUUUUUUAAUAAAACAAUAAUUAUACUUUACAAUCUUAUAUUAUUAUAACAUUAUGUUAAUAAUUAUAAUAUAUGUUUUUUUAAGUAGAGAAAGGACAUGAUAUUUCUU
Molecule: messenger RNA, 1501 nt
Organism: Amphimedon queenslandica
Lineage: Eukaryota; Metazoa; Porifera; Demospongiae; Haplosclerida; Niphatidae
Product: flocculation protein FLO11-like
Exons: 4
Coding region: 4-1401 (465 amino acids)
Biological process (GO): microtubule anchoring at centrosome; trans-Golgi to periciliary membrane compartment transport
Cellular component (GO): centriole; ciliary basal body; spindle pole
Source: RefSeq, a predicted model, not a curated record